AUGCUGAGGCCUCCGGGCUCAGCGCCUUGCGUCGUCGUGCCUGCUGCUGCUGCUGCUGCUGCUGCUUCCACCUCGCUUGCCUGCCUCAUGCAGAAGCAGCAGCAGCAGGACCGCCUCCAGCGUGCAGAACAGCAGCACAAACAGCAGCAGCAGCGGCAGCAGCAAGCCACCCAGCAUGAGGAACAGCAGGAAGUGCAGCAGCAGCAGCAGCAGCAGCACGCACUGCAGCAGCAGCAGCAGCAUGUGUCACCGUGCGUCAAGGAAAUGGAUAUUCUCUCAGCAGCCCCAGCAGCAGCAGGGGCCCCGGAGCUGCAGAAGUCUCCGUCCCCGGAGAGCAGCAGCAGCAGCAGCAGCAGCACGAGCAGCAGCAGCAGCAAGAGCAGGAGCAGCAGCAGAGUCAGGACUUGCCGUUUGGUUGCAGUAAAGAGCGAAGAGCCUGAGGGUCUCCCGUCUCCUGCUGCACUCGCCUCGCCGCAGCCCACCAAAGCAGCAGCAGCAGCAGCAGCAGCAGCAGACCUGCUGCUGUCGGAUGUCUUGGGUGUCUUGGCCAUGCUGCGGCCUGCUGGCAGCUCGGCGCUGCCGCGGGGAGUUGCUGCUGCAGUUUCGCGGGCGCGGCGAGCAGCACAAGCUGCCCUGGGCCUCAGCAGCAGCAGCAGCAGCAGCAGCAGCAGGGAGGAGGGCGUGGCUGCUGCGCUUGCUGCAGCAGCAAACGCUGCAGCAAUCGUGGUGGAGCAGCGAAACCCACAAUAUGCCUACCACCAGUUUACUGUUCUUGCUGCUUCUUCUUUAGCUGAACUGUCUCCUUAUGUCUCCUUUUUGCUGCGGGACAUGCUGCAGGUGUUGGAGCAGCGGCGGCCGCCGCUUGUUGCUGCACUGCCUAGUUGGGCCCUCUGGGCCUUUUGCGCAUGCAGCUGGGGUGUACAUGCAGCUGGGGCCCCCAAAUGA
Molecule: messenger RNA, 945 nt
Organism: Eimeria tenella
Lineage: Eukaryota; Apicomplexa; Conoidasida; Eucoccidiorida; Eimeriidae
Exons: 3
Coding region: 1-945 (314 amino acids)
Source: RefSeq, a predicted model, not a curated record